AUGCUGAAGCUGCUGUGUAAAAAUGAGUCUGACGAAGAACAAUCUACCAUUAACUCUAAUUGGAAUAAUUUGGAAAAUGUUAUAGUGAAUAUUUCGCAACCCUGUGAGGAUAUGAUGGUGGCUUGUCGUUUUGCAGCCAAUGAAUACGACUGUUCUAAAUACUUCAUACCAAUUAUAACCGAUGAGGGUUUGUGCUGUGUUUUCAAUAUGCUGCAUCCGAAAUUUAUGUUUAUAUCACACAUACCACUUAGCAUGGGCAACAUACCGGAACGUGACUAUGAGCCUAUUGAUUGGUAUGCUGAGCGGGGUUAUCCCUCUGAUUUACCAAAUAAAUAUUAUCCACGCCGUAUAGCAGGUACUGGGGAGUCAUUGGGCCUCUCCAUCACGCUCGACGUGGAGGCUGACAAGUACUACUGCUCGUCGACAAAUAGUGUGGGCUUCAAACUUUCUUUGCACAGUCCGAACGAGUCGCCCAACGUGCACGAGACUGGAGUGUUGAUUGCGCCUGGCAAGGAGACUAAGGUUCGUGUACGCCCUGACAAGACUGAAACGACACAAAAGCUACGCUCAGUGGAUACCAAAUACAGACGUUGUCUGUUUCAUGAUGAACGAAAGCUACUUUACUUUGCACAUUACACCCAGCGCAAUUGUGAAAUGGAAUGCAUUGCUAAAAUGCUUUUACAACACUGUGGUUGCAUAAGCUUCUAUAUGCCGAAGAUCUACAAGAACUCGACGAUCUGCAACAUACGCUCCUUACACUGUGUGGAAAUGGUGCGUUUGCGUAAAGAUCCAACGAUCGGUUCGUGUUUGGACGCUUGUUGGCCGAGUUGUUACGAUUUGACUUUCCUUGUAGAUGUUUUUGCUAUACCGUUAUGGAGUGAUGAAUUCUUUAUUGAAAAUAAGCGAGUGCAGCGGUACAACAAGACCUAUGCGCGAAAGAAUAUUGCGGUAGUUAAUAUGUACUUUAAGGAGUACUCCUUUCGCAGCAGCAUACAGACGGAAUUCAUAGGCACCACCGAUUUCUUGUCUGCAGUUGGUGGACUUAUGGGUUUGUUUUUGGGGUUUAGCUUCAUAUCAAUUGUCGAGUUGGUGUACUAUGCCAUCAUACACCCCAUACGUACUUUAUUGCAGUUUGAGUGCUCAAAGAAGCAGGCUCUGUCGGAAAAGCUGAUCCGAUGCGACAAGACUACGGUGUGUCGUCAGUGGUCUUCAGUUCAACGUUACAAACGCUUACGAAAAUACUUACGCUUACGUGCAACUUAUGGCAAAGCUAAUAAGCCAACCAAGCAAAGGACUGAUUACAAACGCUUAAACAAUAAUGCUGUUAAAUGUAUAACGGAAACUUUGAAAAAAGAACAGGACAUAAGGACCUAG
Molecule: messenger RNA, 1374 nt
Organism: Bactrocera oleae (olive fruit fly)
Lineage: Eukaryota; Metazoa; Arthropoda; Insecta; Diptera; Tephritidae
Product: pickpocket protein 28
Biological process (GO): sodium ion transmembrane transport
Cellular component (GO): plasma membrane
Molecular function (GO): ligand-gated sodium channel activity
Source: RefSeq, a predicted model, not a curated record